Molecule: messenger RNA, 1833 nt
Organism: Vitrella brassicaformis
Lineage: Eukaryota; Vitrellaceae
Source: the annotation of a GenBank genome assembly
CUACUCCUCCUGGUCCGCGCCAUUGCCAUACAGCUGGCCGUCUGCCUCCUCGUCGCCAUCGCUGUCGCCAUCGCUGUCGCUGCCGCUGUCGCUGUCGCUAACGUGGGUGGCCCGGUCAUCCUCACCCCCACCAGGCUCAGGGACCACGUGAAUCACACCCGCCUGAAUCAAGGCCUCCAGACGCUGUGCGUCGACGCGAGCUGUGAAGUGGUCAAUGUGGAUCGCCAUUGUCUGAAUGAAUGAACCCAAGAGCACACAAGAGACAGACAACACACUGACAGUGUGUGUUCGCGUGGUGUCCCAUACACACACGGUGCCGUGCAGGCAGGCAGGCCACCUGCUCUGCGAUGUUCCCGUCAGUCCUUGUGUGCCUGCAGCUCGACCAACUUGUCCACAUCGCCGGCCUGCAAGGAGGUCAGAGCAAGGUAGACAGCCGUGUGAAUGAAUGGUACCCGCUGUCCGUCGCUCUCUCUCUCGUCCACUCACCUGCUCAAUUUGUGGGUGGUAGGGGUUGUCGGGGAGGCCCUCAUCCAAUUGGCCUGCUUCUGCCGACCCGCACUGCACACACCCAGACAACACACAUCGGCAGCACACAACUGGUAGGGGGGCUAGCGAUGGACAUGUACUUCCGUGUAGUGGACCUAACUUAGCAUCUGCCACAGCACGUGCCACAGCAUCCUGAGCGUGAUACCCGUGGAGGCAUUGUGGUUGCUGUCCUUAUUGAGCAGGCCAAGAGGGGCGCUGAAUUCCCCCACACUCAGCCACAUGCUCAAUCUGCACAAACGGAUACGCAAUCAGACACGUCAAUGUGGGGCUAUGUGCGGUGUGUGUCUUGGAGAUCGCUGGCUCCCAUACGCACCUGUCGCUGUGAUCCUCGGGCUACAAUUCUUCCGAUGGUCCUUGCUGCCGUGCCGGAAAGCUCCGCGCUGACCGCCGCGUCGACGAGCAGAGGAAAUAAAUCAGGAUCGAUGACAGCCUGCAGGUGAGCAGGACUACCUGCACCCAAGCGGUCCACACCAAACAGCACAGCACCUUACUCGUGACGCCGCAGGAUGGCAUGUGUGUGGCCGUCUUACCUCCAGUUACGAACGCCAUCGUCAGGCAUCCGGUGAGUCUCAUUUGUGGCUCAGCUGACUGCCACGGCGGCACACUCGACCAACAUAUCACGGUCGGCAUCGGUACCUAUGAGGGCCAGGGAAUCACCAAUCAGAGGCAAGCAGGGCGUAUACAGCGAUCAGCCGUGGAGGCAGCCAAAGGUGGCGGUUCGUCCCCGCACUGACCUUGGCCCUCGAUACACGCCCAGGCACACAACUCCGCCACGUACCCCCAUCACCCGAACACGGUCGCCCUCAUCAGUCGCACUGGUGAAACUUGCCAGUAUGGGCACGAAGGGCGCCAGCUUGGCCAGUGGAGGCAGGGGCGGCCGGACACUCCACAGGGUGAAGAGCAGCUGGACACCUCUGGCGAGCACCUUGAUGCUGCUGCUCUCGCGCAUCGCCUUCAGCAGCGGCUCCAGGACGCCUGCGGCCGCCACAACGGCAUCGCGACCGGUCACUGAUCCCUUCGUGACGUUGCACAGCGCCUCGAUGGCCUCUGUACGCACAUCAUCAUCGGGUGACGACACGAGCUGCACCAGCGGCGGGACCGCACUGGCAUCCACCACGCCCGCGGCAUGACGCAGCGCCAGUCUGCUAAGGAGUCUGCCACACUCUCCAGCUCCUCGCGCCCGCUCAGCUGCUCGACCAAGACAGGCACCACAACGACGUCGACGGCCUUCUGCUCCAUUGUGGAGGCCAUGUGGUUGAUGCUCAACAGGCGGAGAAGCUGAUACAU